AUGCCUGUACACCAAACAGCAGCAGCAGCAGCAGCAGCAGCAGCAGCAGCAGCAGAUGCAGCAGCAGCAGCAGCAGCAGCAGAAGCAGAAGCAGCAGAAGCAGCAGAAGCAGCAGCAGCAGCAGCAGCAGCAGAUGCAGCAGCAGCAGAUGCAGAUGCAGCAGCAGCAGCAGCAGAUGCAGCAGCAGAUGCAGCAGCAGCAGCAGCAGCUCCUGUCUACCGAUAA
Messenger RNA from Eimeria mitis, 225 nucleotides. RefSeq lists its product as uncharacterized. The record is from RefSeq and is a predicted model, not a curated record. Gene Ontology annotation, molecular function: ice binding. The transcript has a single exon. Lineage: Eukaryota; Apicomplexa; Conoidasida; Eucoccidiorida; Eimeriidae. The coding region runs from base 1 to 225 and encodes 74 amino acids.